Molecule: messenger RNA, 2445 nt
Organism: Dermatophagoides farinae (American house dust mite)
Lineage: Eukaryota; Metazoa; Arthropoda; Arachnida; Sarcoptiformes; Pyroglyphidae
Biological process (GO): regulation of transcription by RNA polymerase II
Cellular component (GO): nucleus
Molecular function (GO): protein binding
Source: RefSeq, a predicted model, not a curated record
CAUCAUCAUCAAUAUUUGUGCCAUCUUUUUAUGAAAUCGAAAAUUUUGUUGUUCUUUUUUUCUACCAUUCAUUCCAUGUAUAACAGCAUAAUUUAAUCAAUCAACUAGACUCAACAAAAAAAAACAAGAUGAGUGCCUUAUAUAAUUCACCAUCACCACAGCCAUUAUUACAAUCACCAUUACCACCACCAUCUUCAUCAUCACAUUAUGGUGGUGGUAAUUCCGGUUCAUCAUCGGCGGCUGCUGCUGCCGCCGCUGCAGCUUCAACGGUAGCACAUCAUCAACAACAACAAUAUUGCCUUAAAUGGAAUAAUCAUCGUAAUAAUAUGGUCAAAGUGUUCAAUGAAUUAUUAAGUGAUGAAAAUUUUGUCGACGUUACAUUAGCAUGUGAUGGUGUUAGUAUAAAGGCACAUAAAUUAGUACUAUCAGCAUGUUCAACAUAUUUUCGUGAUUUAUUUAUCAAUAAUCCAUGUAAACAUCCGAUUGUGAUAUUGAAAGAUAUCAAUUAUGAAGAUCUACAAGCAAUCAUUAAUUUUAUGUAUUCAGGUGAAGUAAACGUAUCAUAUUCACAAUUAGGACCAUUAUUGAAAACGGCUGAAGCAUUAAAAAUUAAAGGAUUAACCGAUGUUAAUGAAAAACAUGGUAAUGCUUUUUUCAAUGGUAUUGGUGGUAAUGGUGGACCAUUGGCUGGCCAAUUUCCUUCCAACGAUAUACCUGGUUCACCAUAUAUUCCAAAUGGAACAACAACGCCUACAGGUGGUGCGAAUGAUUCAGUGGCUAAUUUUUAUAAUCGUAUGGCAUUAGAAUCAUUAACAAAUCAAGCAAUAGCUGCAAGUAGUGGCAAUGUUAGUGAUGGGACAAAUACCGGUAGCGGCGGAAAUGGUGAACCAUCGAAUGCCUAUCUAGCAUUUAUGGCACAAAGAUUUAAAAAACGACGAAAAAAACAUAAAAAUGGAAGUGCCAUGGCAUUAGCCAAUGUAUUUAAUGCAAAUGGUGUUGCAGCGGCAGCUGCAUUCAAUUCAUUAGCCGCAGCAGCUGCAGCGGCAGCUGCUGCUUCUUCCUGUGCCGGUUCUAAUACAACCAAAGCAACAACCACAAAUGGAUUUGGAUCAUCACCACCGACGACGACAAAACGUCAUCAAUCAUUAUCAUCAUCAAACAAUGCCAAAAUGUUAAUGUUUAAUAGACAACAAUCUACGAAUAAUCAUAAUCAUAAUCAUCAUAUGGAUCAUCAUGGUGGUCGUCAUAAUGGUAACGGUAAUGGUGAUCAUAAUCAUCAUAAUAAUGACAACGAUGAUUUAGGCAUAGAUAGUGGUGAUGAGUCCAUAUCAAAUCUAUCAUUACCAUCGAAACGUUUAAAAGAAUCCAACAUGAAUGAUUCAGAUUCAUUUAAUAAUAAUUCAGAUAAUAAUGGUCAUAAUAAUAAUAGUAAUCAUCAUCAAAGAUCAUCAUCAACACCACCACAAUCAAUGAUCAAUGGUAAUACUCAACAUCAACAUCAAGAUGAGGAUCAAGAAGAUGAUGGAGGCGAUGAUGUAGAUGAUGAUGAUGAUGAUGGUGGUGGUGGUGGUCAACAUCAUAGUCAUCAUAUGUUGGCUACAAAUGGGGAUACAUCAUCAAAUAUUGGCGAUAAUGAAAAUGGUGAUUCAAUGGCACAAGAUGCAAUGAUGAUGUCAAUGAAUGAUUCGGAUGAUGAAUUUUAUCCGGAUGUAAAACCAAUAGUAUCAUUGGAUGAAUCACCAUCGCCAACCAAUUCAACAAUGGAUGAUAAUUCAUCAUUUAAUUCAAGUUCAUUUGCUGCCGCCGUUGGUCCUAUAUUGGAAAAUUCAUUGACCGGAUCUAAUAGUACGCCAAAUAAUUCAACCAAAGUUUGUGUAUGCCAUCUAUGUCAUUUAACAUUUACAGCAUACAGUAGUCUACGACGACAUAUGACACGUCAUUAUGCGGAUCGUGAACGUUAUGAAUGUGAUAUUUGUUUAAAAUCAUAUUCAAGAAAAGAUUAUCUUAAAGAACAUAAAAAACUAAAACAUUCAGAUGUGGCCAAAGUAAUGUCAUCACAACGUGGUCAAAAAUCUCAUCAUAAUCAUCAUCAUCAACAACAACAAACUGCUGCCAGUUCUGUUUCUUAGAAAAAAAAAUAUUAUUGUGAAGAAAAUAAAAUUUUUUUUUAUUAAUCAAUUGCCAUCAACUCAUCAUUGCCACACCUACACAACCAUAAAAACACAAAUAUUACAUAAUGAUGUUCAAUUAUUGUGCCUAAAAAAAAUAUAUAUAUAAUGCUGCCUUAAAAUAUCAUCAUCAAUCUUAAUGGAUUUCAAUCAAUGGAAAAAAGAAGCAAAUUUUAAUCUUAAAUAAUACUCGUUUAUAAUUUUGGAUGAUAAAGCCAACAAAAAAAACAAAACAAAACAAAACAAACCAAUAACACUUUUUCUUUGAUUUUUUUUU